CUUAUAUCCAAAACAGCCACUGAUUUAAAAAUCAAUUCUUGACAAUCUGUUGCGUACAAUCAACAGUUUUCUUUAUUGAUCGAACAUGCACAUCCUACUUACAUGGACGUAUGCUGCUUUUAGUCUGCUAGGGUCCAUAACAAACACAGAUGUCACAAGAUAACACUUGUUCAGGCAUACAUUCAAAAUGAUCCUAGCAGCAGUGUUGGUCUCUUUUAUACUUGGAGCGAUGGUCACUCUAGUUACUCAGUGGUUGUUUGCAAGACAGUGGUUUUACAAGCAACCCUGUCUGUUGCCGCCUUACAGGGAACAGCAUCAUAAAAUUGAACUCCCAAAGCCACUGUCACAGAACUUGUCAGAUGGAAAGAAGAGAGGGAGCACCAGAGAUUCAGGAGCACCAUCAGAGACCUCGAGCCCGAGUCUUGACAGAGCUAGUGAUCAGGGUCUCAUUCUCAAUAUUCUGACUCAUUUUCUUUUCAAUGAACUGAAGGACACUGCAAGAGUUAGAAGAUGGAUGGCAAGGAAAUUAAAUGUUGAAUUUGAAGAGAUGCUGACAUCUACAACAGGAAAAUUCAUGAAUCAGAUUCAGGUACGAGACUUCAGUUUUGGUUCCUGUUUCCCAACAGUUAAGGCUGUGGAGCUGAUCAGUGUAGAAAUGGACAAAGAGAAAGAUUUUAUAAAGAAAGCAGACAUAGCCCUUGACAUUGACUACGAGGGUGGUUUCCGACUAACCCUUGAUGUGGACAUCAUAUUUGGGGCGUGGGCUUACCUGUCAAUUCUAGUUACCCAAUUGUCGGGCCGUGCGAGGCUCCAGAUGUCUCGAACCCCUACCACUCAUUGGUCAUUCUCCUUCUACGACGACCCAAGAAUGGAUUUUGAAGUUGAUUCCAGAUUUAAUGGUCGGCCCAUUCCACAGAUUUCUUCAUUGAUUAUAAACCAGAUAAAAAGGACUAUUAGGAAGAAACACGUUUUGCCAAGCUAUAAGAUGAGAUACAAGCCAUUGUUCAUUAAGCCAGAGGUGUCGUUUGUUGAACAUGACAUUUGUUUCCGUGGCAACAGGCUUGGACGAGGCAAAUUAUCCGUUAAAGUACUGAGGUGUAGCCGUCUACAGGAGUUGGAUCGAAACAGUAAACUGUACUGUACUCUGUCUGUUGACAAGGAGUCCAUGGAAGAUGUCUGGAAGCAGAGUUGGAGGGCCCUCACCAUAACCUUGAAGCCUACGACCAACCAUGGACUCUCACUAAAAGAGCAAUUAUCUGGAGACAAGACAGAGAAGAAGAGGGUGGUUAUUGAUAGUGUUUUGCCUGCUAGCCCUGCCGCGGAAGCCGGCCUCUGUAGGGGUGACAUUAUUGAGUUCAUCUGCAAUGUGCGAGUGUUAUCUGUAAAGCAUGCCAACAAGCAGAUAAAGCUUGCCUCCGACCUUCUAACCUUCGCUGUAAAACGACACCAAAGCCGUAUGAGCCUAGAGGCUGACCAGCAGUUCCUUGACUCGGAAUCGCUCACAGAUUUAGAGUUUGAAAUUAAAGAUUCAGACUUAGACAAUAAUGAUGAUGCGGGUGAUUUCAUCAACAUCAAUUUGAAAGAAUCCCCCAAGGUCAGCAACAACAGCAGCAACAGUAACACCAACGCUGUCGACAAUGUCGCCAUGCCAAGCAAACCAGAGUCACAGAAACUCAGUGAAAAAUUGGGAAGGAAAAUUCAAUCUGGCAAGCGUAAACUUCUUGGAAUGCGUGGGAAUGGGCAGAGUCAUGAGGGGGACAGAAAUACUGGAAAUUCUGUGGACAGUAAGGGUGUGGCCAUUGAUGAAGACAUUGGGUCUGGUACGAAUUUUGGAACCAGUCCAUCCGCUGGUGAAAUAAGGAAUGGUUCGCAGAGCGCUAAGUCAUCACCACUCAAACAAGUGAAGGUUGAUAAGCGACAAAGAGCGUUCAGUGAUACAAGUCUGAAUAGGCAAAACCUUGAUGGAGACUCUGGCAGUGUGUCGAGUGAUGCUGGUAGUUAUGGCAACCAUUUACAAGAAUUACGAGCUGGUGAAAUCUCCACUAGAGAGUUGGAAUUUGGCACUGAUCCCGAGUGGAAUGAGGAGUUUGAAUUUGCCUGUACAGAUGAGGAUCGUUACGUGAACGUGUGUGUCUGGUGUCGUUUGCUGCAGGUCGGCAGGGCAACAAAACAACCAAUCGAAAGGAUGAAAGAUCCGGAACUUGUUAAACAGACACCACCAACAGAUGAACUUCCAUACUACAAUGUGACCACAAAAAUAGGAUAUGUUAGUAUCCCCUUAUCUGACAUAGUGGCAGGCUGCCUGCUGACGUUACAAGGUGACACACAGUACACGAUAUAUCUCCAUCCCCCGGAAGAAACCAUCACAGCCACAAGAGCCAAAGUAGCGUAUGCGAGCCAUGCUGGGUUUGACCGCACCAUUUGCCAAGGGGACAUCACACUGUCGUUUGCACACCAACCGUUUAAGGAGGUGGAGAAGAAGGAGAGAAGGAAGAUUAUUAACAAUGUACUUAACCCGCCACCCCAAAGACUGAGGGCCAUGUCUGUCCCACUGGUAUCCAGAGAGGGCCAGCACAAGUUCAUUAUAUGUCAGUUUCCAUCUGGGACAUACUGCCAGUUUUGUGGGAAAAAGAUCUGGCUCAAGGGCGGUCUACAGUGCCGUACUUGUAAGAUGAUCUGCCAUAAGAAGUGUGUGGACAAGUGCAAUACCCAGACCAAAUGUACAAAGGAAGGCCCCAAGAUUGCCAGCAGGCCCAAUGAACCUUGGGUUGCCCCAGUAAGGGGCGGGACUAGCAGUGGGGACCAAGACAGGGAAGAAAAAGAAGGAAAACAAACAGUGGGGCACCGUGGAGGGAAAUUGGCAGGUGGCCAAAGUGCUGCCACAAAGUUCUUCAAGGGGCUGAGACCUAAAGAACAACAAUCAUUGCCACUCAAUAUUCCCUACAGUAAGUCUCAGCAAGGGCAUGUAGGGUCAAGCCAGAGUCACAGCCCCAUGGGGAGCCCCAGCCCCUACUCCAUGGGUGGGGACGGAGGGGACGGAAAACUGAAGGUCUCCAGCAUAAGAAAGAACACCUCUGCCAAGUCACUGUCUGACAGGGGCGAGGAUGACUCUGACGAAGACCUGGCCACCCGAUAUCGCCAUUCAAACUACAGUCUGGAUGAUAACAUUGUAAUAGAGGCAAAGGAAAAGGGGAAGGAACUUUACUCGAAUCUCUCACUUCCUGAACGCAAGAAAACACUUGACGAAAUGGUGACGAAGCUGCAAUCUCAGAUUGACAAUGAUUCCGAGUUCAAGGCGGAGCUGCUUAAAGCGCUGGAUGAGAGCGGUGAAACUGAGGUGAAAAGGAGGCUGUCUCAGCAGCUUGACAAAUGUGACGAGAAAAUGGAGGCUCUCAUGAUGAUGAUGGUCCAUUACUGUGCGGGGCUACAGCAUUGUCUGGACCAGGAAGAGGCGCACAAGAGGUUGCUCAGCAUGACAGAUGAGACUGUGGCGGAGGACGAGAUAGACGAAUCUGAGGAGAGUCUAGCCAGCCCCAUGGCCCCUACAGAUGGAGGGAUUGAGAUAGUGGAGGAGGGGGAAACGCUGACUAUUUCCCCUAGUGCGGAGGUAUCUGCUUCCCCUGGGCCAGGGCUGUCUGCUCCCCCAAGAGUGGGACCUGAUGCCGAAGAUAUGGGUAUACAGUUCAUGAUCACUGAAACUGACUGAUACAUGAUAUCAUGUCAUGUUGGGACUCCCCAAGGAUGGGGCUGUCAACAUUCCCAAAGAUAGGGACUGAUGCCAAAGUACUACACAAUUAAUAUAGUAUACACUUAUUCACAACUGAAACUGACAAAUGGCCUACCAUGGCGUAAUUCUGUUUGUCUGUGGCUGGGCAACGAGACAGGGUUACGGACAUUUUUUGCGUUGUGUUCAAAUUUAAUUUAUAUUAGUCAAAUUUAAAUUACCGGGUAUGUGUUUUUACAUAAAAAGAACAAAAAUAUUCUCUUUCAAGUCUAUUUAUUUAUAUUUUUGAGUCUUUUUUAUGCUCAUUUUACAUUUUUGAAUGUUAAUUAAUUGAAUGAUAUUGAAUUUAGUAUCAUGAAAUAUUUUCCUGCCCUUAGUGGUUAUUUGUUCACAAAUAUCACCACAGGUUCUUGGCUGUAUUUUUUUAAACAUUAGUUGCCAAGCAGUAAGAGAAGUAAUUGAGAAACGUCAUCUUACUUAUACAAUGAGGGUUAAUUGAAAUGUAACGAUAAAUGUUGUGUUGAUCAUUAAACAAUGCAUUCCAUAUCCAUUCAGAAUUCAUGCCAUGUUUAGUGAACUCUGUUGAACAAAUUCAUCUGUAGCUACUUAAUGUGCAAUGCUAUAACAUUUUUGUUAGAAGUGAAAAUUCUAAUUUGGGCAAUCAUACGAACAUAUCUGUCUUGACCUACUAGGAUUUUACUUCAGAUAAUUGUUAAGUAUUCAAUGUUAUGUAUACUCCCUUUUUUUGCAAUUUCAUUAUUUAUUGUAUGCAGCACUUUAUAUAUUUUCUCAUUCUAGAUAUUGUACAUUUGUGUAAAAAGAGUCUUUCUAAACGAACAAAAUAUUUGAGUUGAGCCAUUGAAGAAAAUGUUUGAAAAGCUGUGAUUAUUAUUGUAUAAUGUUACUCUUACUGAAUAGAGACUAUUUCUACGCUUGCACCAUUAAGUUGCUGCCAGUGAUAUUAAUAUAUGUGUCCAUUGUGAAGACUCUGCUGUUGAAAUCACUGAGUACUCAUAUUAUAGAUAUUGGAAAUGGGACCAGAAUUAUUCUCAUUUUACAAUUUACCUAAAAAAAGAAUUUAAGUGCAACUAUUUACAACAGUUAGAUUAAAUGAAAUGUUAAUUGUUCCUUAUACAAUAGCCCUUUUAAAUGUCUGCAUUUAUGUUUGUUAUUACUUUUAAGCUCAAAAUUUUUUUUGGGUAUUGUCAAUACCUUGGCGUUGUUGUUUGCAGCAUGAAAACACUUUAACCUAAAAUACCCAGUUAAGAUACUCAAAUGAAACUUAGAAAAUGAGGUUGCCAGAGACAUUACACGCAUGUUAAGCAAGGCAAAUAACUCUGGAUUUAGUAAUUGUUGAGUUUUGCCCUUUUUUCGCCUAAAAUAAAUAAAAAUAAAGCAAAUUCUCUUUUUUAUAAGUAAAUAUGGGCUUAGCAAAACUAGCCAUAAUUGUGUAAUGGCCGUUUAUCUUUGACUUAGAAAGUAUGGUUUUGUUUGGCAUGUAAGCACAAAUAAGUCAAACACUCUGCAACUAUUUCAUGUAUUGCACUGAAGUUUAUACAACCAAGUAUGAUAACUCUAUCUUACUUAUAUGUUUGUCCCUUUAUUUUUUUACUGGUUUAAGUUUGCAUGUAAUCUAAUUUAAAAGUGAUCCAUGCAUGUUUUACCAAAACUUUGCAAUCCUUAAGGAUUCCAUUAUGAAGACUCCAUUGAUGUUGUUAGUCUGCUGUUGAAAUCACUGAGUACUCAUAUUAUAGAUAUAUAGAUACUUAGAAGCUGCAGAAUUGAGGAGCGUGCUGUUUCCGUGACAGCUCUUGUUAUAUAGGGGUCAUGACCUAUUUUGGCAACAUGACGUGCAUUUUCCUGGAAAUGUUUAACUUAUUUUUUAAGACCUAAAACCAUAUAAACCAUGGCUUUGAAAUGUCCAGAUAUCUUUGAUACAAUAAGAAUAUUUAAUUUACCCACAAUCCUUAGAGCACACACUUGGCAAGUAUCAAGAAAUUUCACCAGUUCUUUGAUUGGCGAUAUCCAUUAAUUUUCGUAAGCGCUGCUGAUAAUCAGUAUGCACGUGAAAACCACUUGUAUGUCUGUGUUAUUAGCAAUUAUUCUGUUUGUUGAUUUUAAAUGACUAAUUUGAAUAGAUAUUUAUUAAGAUUUAAGAAAUGUUUGAAUAGGUAUGAAAACAUUCUACAUUAAGUCGCAGACUUAUAUUAAGUGCCCAAUAUUGGUAAAAGGAUAUAAUUUACCCACAAUUCUAAAUGUAUCGUAAGUAUCGGUAAAUUCUGAUAGUUAAACCAUUAUUGCAGAUUCAAUACCAGACAAAAGUUUAAAAUAAUCUAUAUAGACAAAGAAAGAAGUCUCAAAUCCAUGGUUUAUAUGUCAGUGACUUUGUCUGCCAUUCAGAUGUAAGUGCCAGUUGUAUUAUGCUUUAUGUUCUUAUUUAAUUAUAAAACAUUCAUAAAUAUUUUGCUUGUUAAAUUUACCUUGUUUUGUUAUCACAUUUCACUAUUUUUCCUCCAGUAUUUAUUGAAUAAAUUAUUCAUGAACACAAA
Messenger RNA from Mya arenaria, 6273 nucleotides. RefSeq names its product PDZ domain-containing protein 8-like. The transcript has 23 exons. The coding region runs from base 188 to 3706 and encodes 1172 amino acids. The record is from RefSeq and is a predicted model, not a curated record. Gene Ontology annotation, cellular component: mitochondria-associated endoplasmic reticulum membrane contact site. Gene Ontology annotation, biological process: mitochondrial calcium ion homeostasis. NCBI's taxonomy places the organism in Eukaryota, Metazoa, Mollusca, Bivalvia, Myida, Myidae. Gene Ontology annotation, molecular function: lipid binding; protein binding.